AUCGAGCACAACAAUAACAAACACCGAUUUUUACUCGAAAUACUCUAAAAAAAACCAUUAAUUUACAUCAUUUUUCACCGCGAAUCGGCUACGAAAUAACCCAUCGAGAUGUCUUAUAUGCUAGCGCACUUGCACAACGGCUGGCAGGUCGACCAAGCCAUACUUUCCGAAGAAGACAGAGUGGUCGUGAUCCGUUUCGGCCACGAUUGGGAUCCCUCCUGCAUGAAAAUGGACGAAGUCCUCUACAGCAUCGCUGAGAAAGUGAAAAACUUCGCCGUCAUUUAUUUAGUCGAUAUAACGGAAGUGCCGGAUUUCAAUAAAAUGUACGAACUGUACGAUCCCUGUACGGUGAUGUUCUUUUUUAGAAAUAAACACAUCAUGAUAGAUUUGGGCACCGGCAACAACAACAAAAUCAAUUGGCCGUUGGAGGACAAGCAGGAGAUGAUCGAUAUUGUCGAAACGGUGUAUCGAGGAGCUCGGAAAGGUAGAGGUUUAGUCGUAUCGCCUAAAGACUACUCGACUAAAUAUAGAUACUAAGUUUUAUGUGAUUU
Molecule: messenger RNA, 551 nt
Organism: Phyllotreta striolata
Lineage: Eukaryota; Metazoa; Arthropoda; Insecta; Coleoptera; Chrysomelidae
Source: the annotation of a GenBank genome assembly